AUGGCACCACUUCAUAUACCGAAAAAAAAACCAUUGUAUGUACCUCCACAAGGUGUCCGCUGUCAAAAGUGCCUGGAAUUCGGUCAUUGGACUUUCGAGUGUAAAGGAAAGAGAAAAUUUGCUGACCGUCCGACUCGCACGACGUUGCUCAAGAGGAAUUUGAACAAGGACAGGCCCGCAAGUAUGAUCUUAUCCAAGCCUGCGAAAGAGGAGAAAUCGAAGAAAAAAAUGAAAGACGCGAAACGGAAAAAGAAAAAUGUAAACUCUUCAGACUCAGAAAGCGACAGUGACGGUUCUUCCAGCAGCGACAGCAGUGGCAGCAGCAGCAACAGCAGCAGUAGCAACAGCAACAGCAGCAGCAGCGACGAUAGCGACAGUAGCAGCAGCAGCAGCAGCAGCAGCAGCGGUAGCAGUAGCAGCAGCAACAACAGCAAGAAGAAAAGCAAAUCUGGAAAGAAGAAAUAA
Messenger RNA from Macrosiphum euphorbiae (potato aphid), 465 nucleotides. NCBI's taxonomy places the organism in Eukaryota, Metazoa, Arthropoda, Insecta, Hemiptera, Aphididae. The record is from the annotation of a GenBank genome assembly.